Loxodonta africana (African savanna elephant) is the source of this 3153-nucleotide messenger RNA. RefSeq names its product phosphatidylinositol-4-phosphate 5-kinase type 1 gamma (gene PIP5K1C). The record is from RefSeq and is a predicted model, not a curated record. Gene Ontology annotation, molecular function: 1-phosphatidylinositol-4-phosphate 5-kinase activity. Gene Ontology annotation, biological process: phosphatidylinositol phosphate biosynthetic process. Gene Ontology annotation, cellular component: plasma membrane. Bases 22 to 2157 code for a protein of 711 amino acids. Lineage: Eukaryota; Metazoa; Chordata; Mammalia; Proboscidea; Elephantidae. The transcript has 16 exons.
CGCCCCGGCCCGCGCGCGGCCAUGGAACUGGAGGUGCCGGACGAAGCGGAGAGCGCCGAGGCGGGGGCCGUGCCCUCGGAGGCAGCGUGGGCCGCGGAGACCGGCGCGGCGGCAGGUCUGGCUCAGAAGAAGGCAGCCCCAGCAGAGGCCCCGUCAAUGACGGGACAGCAGGGCCCAGGCCAUGGGAAGAAGCUGGGCCAUCGGGGCGUGGACGCGUCUGGAGAAACCACCUACAAGAAGACCACCUCCUCCACCCUGAAGGGGGCCGUCCAGCUGGGCAUCGGCUACACCGUGGGCAACCUGAGCUCCAAGCCAGAGCGCGACGUGCUCAUGCAGGACUUCUACGUGGUGGAGAGCAUCUUCUUCCCCAGUGAAGGCAGCAACCUCACCCCUGCCCACCACUUCCAGGACUUCAGGUUCAAGACCUAUGCACCCGUUGCCUUCCGCUACUUCCGGGAGCUCUUCGGGAUCCGGCCGGACGAUUACUUGUACUCCCUGUGCAACGAGCCGCUGAUCGAGCUCUCCAACCCUGGCGCCAGCGGCUCGCUCUUCUACGUCAGCAGCGACGACGAGUUCAUCAUCAAGACGGUGAUGCACAAGGAGGCUGAGUUCCUACAGAAGCUGCUGCCUGGCUACUACAUGAACCUCAACCAGAACCCACGGACGCUGCUGCCCAAGUUCUACGGGCUGUACUGUGUGCAGUCGGGGGGCAAGAACAUCCGCGUGGUGGUGAUGAACAACAUCUUGCCGCGCGUGGUCAAGAUGCACCUCAAGUUCGACCUCAAGGGCUCCACGUACAAGCGGCGGGCCAGCAAGAAGGAGAAGGAGAAGAGCAUCCCCACCUACAAGGACCUGGACUUCAUCCAGGACAUGCCCGAGGGCCUCAUGCUCGACGCCGACACCUUCACUGCCCUCGUCAAGACGCUGCAGCGCGACUGCCUGGUGCUGGAGAGCUUCAAGAUAAUGGACUACAGCCUGCUGCUGGGUGUACACAACAUUGACCAGCAGGAGCGAGAGCGCCAGGCCGAGGGCGCCCAGAGCACCGCCGAUGAGAAGCGGCCUGUGGGCCAGAAGGCGCUCUACUCCACAGCCAUGGAGUCCAUCCAGGGUGGUGCCACGCGUGGCGAGGCCAUCGAGACGGAUGACACGAUGGGUGGGAUCCCCGCUGUGAACGGCCGCGGCGAGCGCCUGCUGCUACACAUCGGCAUCAUCGACAUCCUGCAGUCCUACAGGUUCAUCAAGAAGCUAGAACACACGUGGAAGGCCCUGGUCCACGACGGGGACACAGUCUCAGUGCACCGCCCCAGCUUCUACGCUGAGCGCUUCUUCAAGUUCAUGAGCAACACAGUCUUUCGGAAGAACUCCUCCCUGAAGUCCUCGCCGUCCAAGAAGGGGCGCGGGGCCCUGCUGGCCGUCAAGCCCCUGGGGCCCACAGCCGCCUUCUCGGCCAGCCAGAUCCCCAGUGAGAGAGAAGAUGCACAGUACGAUCUGCGGGGGGCCCGCAGCUACCCGACGCUGGAGGACGAAGGCCGGCCUGACCUAUUGCCUUGCACGCCGCCCUCCUUCGAAGAAGCCACUACCGCCUCCAUUGCCACCACCCUGUCAUCAACGUCCCUCUCCAUCCCCGAGCGGUCGCCCUCAGAGACAUCGGAGCAGCCCCGCUACAGGCGGCGCACUCAGUCCUCCGGGCAAGAUGGCCGGCCCCAGGAGGAGGUGCAGGAGGAGGAGGACCUGCAGCAGAUCACUGUGCAGGUGGAGCCUGCUUGCAGUGUGGAGAUCGUGGUCCCCAAGGAGGCAGCCGAGGGGAUGGAGGCUCCCUCCGCCGGUGCCUCGGCUGCCGUGGAAGCGGAAACCACCAGCCAGGCCUCGGAACCUGCCAGCCAGGCCUCAGAUGAGGACGAUGCACCAGCCACUGACAUCUACUUUGUAAGUCCCCUGGUGGCUCUCAUCGGUGGGCCCCGUGGACCAGACACACGUGGUCACACAUGCAUCCACACGCUGGUACACCCAUGCUCAUGCUGCUGUGCUCACACUCACAUACCCACACCCACACAUGCAUACCCUCGCACACACUCAUACGUGCUCACGUACACGCACACACCUGCAGUCACACAGUUUACAUGUGCACGUGGUCACACAUGCCUGCACACACACUGACACAGAUGCAUUUACACGCGCACAUGCUUACACUCAUGCACACGGGGCUUGCACACACACACAUGCGUGCACACUUACACAGGCAUUCACACACUCGCGUGCACAUGCUCACAGACACACAUGUACAUCCUCACACAUUGGCAUUCUUACCUUCUCACACACAGGCUCUUUUUCUUCUCGUUCAAACAUUAUGGUCUGAGGGGCCUCCUGGCCCUUCCCCAGGUCUUACAGCUCUGAAGCCCCACACCCACCCAGCAGCACCACCUGUCCCCAGGGUCCUGGGGCUAGAAGGGUGGAAAUGAACAGGCUCUUCCCCCUUUCAGUGAUGGGAGCAUAGCAGCCAGGUGGACAGAGAAACUUGCAGAAAGGCAGGUGCACUUGCCCAAGAGCACAUGGCAGGUGGGCUCCCGCUGCCUGCUCCGUGGGCCGAGGGGGUGUGGGUCUGCUGGAUCAGGAAGGCCUCGCGCCCUCCUGCUUCUCCCGUCGGCAGACGCAGAAGGUGCCUGGCUGAGGCUGGGGGUGUGGUGGGCAUGGGGAGGACAGCCUGCCCUGUCCAGUGUAGCAACUCCCUGACGGCUGGCCCUCAGGCCACCUACCCUGGAUGCUGCAGGCCAGCAGCCCCCUCCCCGGGCCGGCCAGUCUCACCUUUGCGCCCAGGGCAGGCGCCUGGGCCAGGCCUCCAGCUGAGGGACUGUGUGGUGAGCACACCCACCCCCCUUCGCUGCUUCACACUAACGUGCCUGCUCCCUGUGCUCUGGAUGCUGGGGUGGGGGCAGAGCUCGGCCCGCUGUCUCCUGGCGGUGCCAUCACUUGCUUGUCCCACCCAGAGCUCCCUCCUCCCCGCCUUCCCCACCAUCUCCCCUUCCUUGGGCUGCAAUCAGCGCAGGCCGUUGUGUGCGUCUGCAUCCCAGGCUACGCAGGUGGAGAAGGCCACGUGCCGCAGGCAGGGCCACCUGCCCUGCUCCGGCCCCCGCCGGCCCUGCUGUCUUUGCCGCC